GGAGUGUACUUAAAAAACGCUCCUCAAACAAAGUAUAAGUGCAUAGGGUUCCUUAACCUCCAUUAAGAACCCUGUCAAAGCAACCUCAUAGCCAGCAACAUGGUUGAGUGGACAGACUUUGAGCGCGCCACAAUCCAAAGCAUCUUCUCAAAGAUGGACUACGAUGACGUGGGCCCCGCGGCUCUUUCCAGGUGUCUGGUCGUGUACCCCUGGACCCAGAGGUAUUUCGGUAACUUCGGAAACCUAUACAACGCCGCUGCCAUCCAGGGAAACCCAAUGGUCGCCGCUCACGGAAAGACGGUCCUGCGCGGACUGGACCGGGCUGUCAAGAACAUGGAUGACAUCAAGGCCACCUACGCAGAGUUGAGCGUGCUGCACUCCGAGAAAUUGCGCGUGGAUCCAGACAACUUCCGGCUGCUGGCUGACUGCCUUACUAUUGUCGUUGCUGCGAGAAUGGGUGCUGACUUCACCGCUGAUGUCCAGGGCGCAUUCCAGAAGUUCCUGGCCGUCGUUGUGAGUUCCCUGGGCAGGCAGUACCACUAGAGCCCCUCCACUCCGAGACGGACGACCACCAGAGUACCAACAAGCGCUGAUCAUUUGUUUAGAGGCACAUGGUUUUCCUUCUACUAAAGCAAAUAAAAACAGCAAAAUAAUA
This is a messenger RNA of Oncorhynchus keta (chum salmon), 655 nucleotides long. Its product is annotated as hemoglobin subunit beta-like. Lineage: Eukaryota; Metazoa; Chordata; Actinopteri; Salmoniformes; Salmonidae. Gene Ontology annotation, cellular component: hemoglobin complex; haptoglobin-hemoglobin complex; blood microparticle. Gene Ontology annotation, molecular function: haptoglobin binding; peroxidase activity; organic acid binding. The record is from RefSeq and is a predicted model, not a curated record. The coding region runs from base 100 to 543 and encodes 147 amino acids. Gene Ontology annotation, biological process: hydrogen peroxide catabolic process; oxygen transport. The transcript is spliced from 3 exons.